This is a messenger RNA of Durusdinium trenchii, 3216 nucleotides long. The record is from the annotation of a GenBank genome assembly. NCBI's taxonomy places the organism in Eukaryota, Dinophyceae, Suessiales, Symbiodiniaceae.
AUGCUGCUGUCCAUGGCCAAACCGCUGUGGGCUGUGAUGGCCUUGCUUCCGGUGAUCGAAGCUAGCCAGUGCAUUGCUGGCGCAUCUUUUGAGGGCGGCGGCAAGACCAGCUGCAUGUGCGACCGCUUCAACCGAUCCGAUGACUCUCCGGCGCCCAGCUGCUUGCUCAACUCGGAUGAAACACGGGUGGCGCCCUUCUUCCUGGAGCCAGAUGCUCCGCUGCCAUUGCCAUUUAAGCUGAUGGAGGACUUUCGCUUUUGGGAGGCCCAAGAUGUUAAGGCCGCCAAAGGUGGAUGCCCUGCCGGCUUCGAGCGCCCAGGGGACGCCGGAGCUGAUCCUUCUUCUCCUGGCUUCUACAGAUACAACGCCACCUGGCUGCCUCAACCUUUGCAGCACUGGUUGGGCUGCGCUCAGGUACGGCGCUGUCCUCAGGGCUACUACUGCGAGGAGGGCGACACUGCUCCUAUGGCCUGUGGCAAGGGGAGCCUUUGCAACGAGACAGGCCUCACCAGUCCCAGGCCAUGUCCAGAGGGUUUCUACUGCCCUACAUCACUCAUGGUUUUGGAAUGCUUCCGUGGGAGCUUUUGUCCCAAAGGCAGCUUGGUGCCGGCCAGCUGCCGCAAAGGCUUCUAUUGCCCUUCCCCUUGCGAGCAGAUCAAAUGCCCUGAAGACCACUGGUGCCCUGAAGCGUCUUUCGAGCCUCGACCCUGCAGCUGGUGGAACCGCUGCCGCGCAGGAGCCAGCUCGGUGGAUUGGUACACUUUGGGCCUUUCGAUCGCCUGUACCAUCCCUAUCCUCUUUGAGUUGAUUUUGCGCCUCACCUUCCGACGGCCUGUGCACGAGCAGACCGCCUUCAAGUCCCUUCAAGGCAUGACAGCUCCUUGCUUGGUCCUCCUGUGCAUCACUUUGCUGUUGGCCUGGCUGUUGAUGCCCGCGGUCGCUUUGGCCAAGAGCUCCGUGCUGCUCUACACCAUCGCCAGUGUGGCCACACCUCAUCGACUGCGAAUGUGGAGGUUUGUUUUGGUUGGCCUUGGCGCGCUCAUGGUCUUCAUCCUUGAGGGCAUUGUCGCAGCUUCUUGGAUCAUUUAUGUGCCCAUUUGCCUGUUCGCCGGCUUCCUCUUCUCGGCGCCCAGCCUGGCGUAUCAACGCCGCGGCUUCAACGCGGUGUGUUGUUUGGUUGUGUCCCUUUUCUUUGCCAACUGCUUCCUCUUCAUGAGUGGCGUGAGCUUUACUGCUGAAGAGGAGAAGGGUGUCACCAUCGCACAGGGAUGCUUGGCCUUGGGCCAUCUGUGGCUCUUUCUCUUGGCCUUGAUGUUCCUUUUCUACACAGAGGUGGCCCGGCAGCAGAAUCUGCAGGCUCACGAGGCCUCCCUGAUCGAGAUGGCACCAGGUGCCGGUCAGCCAGCCUCAGUUGCUCAAAGAAAGGGCAUUGCGUUUCGAUUGGAGGACGUGGGUCUCACCGUGCGCAGCUCUGAUAAGCCGGUCUUAAAGAACAUCUCUCUGGAGAUUUCGGCAGACAGCAGUUGCGCGUUGAUGGGUCCAUCGGGCAGCGGCAAGAGCAGCUUGCUGAAUGUGCUCACUGGCCGUGCUUUGCAUUAUGGAGAUGUGUGUGGGCAGAUGUUUGCGAACAAUGAAUCCAUCCCGGAGGGCAUUGAAUCCAACCUGAAGACAAAGAAUGCUUCUGGAUUCGUGCCCCAGGACGAUGUGAUGCAUACAGAACUGACUGUCUAUGAGAACGUUUACUUCUCCGCUCGCUUGCGUCUAGCGCCUAACACGGGCCUUCUGGAGACAGCCACGCGAGUGGAGACUGUUUUGAAAGAUGUUGGCAUUUGGCAUGUGAAGGACAGUGUGGUAGGCAAUGCGGAAGUCCGCGGCAUCAGUGGUGGGCAGCGGAAGCGCACGUCCAUCGCCAUGGAGUUAGUGGGUGAACCAUCAGUGCUCUUCUUGGAUGAGCCGACCAGCGGGCUAGACGCUGCUGCAGCACACUCGAUCGUGAAGCUGCUGUGUAAGUCACAGCUGCACUGCACCACAGUGGCAGUGAUUCAUCAGCCUCGUUGGCAAACGUUGGAGUGCUUCGAUCAGGUGGUGCUUUUGGCCACCGGCGGCUUUCUGGUCUAUUCGGGUCCCGUCCGCGAGAGUGUGAAGUACUUCUCCGAGGUGCUAGAAGUGGAGAUCCCAGCCAUGUCAAACCCUGCGGAUCUCUUCCUGGACUUCAUCGACAGCUCCACGGCAGAGGGUCCUGCGACCACGGCUGAGGAGCUGGCGGCCCAAUGGGUGGCGAACAAGGAGCCCACGACCAUUGGGAGUUCCAUUUCGGAUUCCUUUCACUCCGUGGGUGAGAGGGAGGCACCGCCUUUGGCAUCUUACGAGAAGUUCCGGCCCGGCGUCUCAGAGACGUUCUGGACCUUGUACUUGCGAUGUUGCUUGCAAGUGGUCCGCUUGUGGAAGCACCGUGUGACCAAUCUGGGCUUGGUAGCACUCUUCUUGGCCGUUGUAAGGCUUUUGCUGGGUGAUGAAGGCGACUUCGAACAAACUCUGGUGAAGCUGGGCAUCGCACAGUCCAUGCUCAUGCUGCCCGUUUGCAUCCACAGCAUGUAUGUCUUCAGUAGUGAUCGUCUAGAAAGACAGCGUGAGGACACCGCCGGCAUACCGACCUUGUCGCAGUACAUGGCCAAGGACUUCUGCCACUUUAUCGAAGUUCUUCUCUUUGCCGUGCUUUGGACAGGUAUUUAUGGCCCGUUCUCCCACGUGGCGGCUACGCCCUGGGUGUUGCUGCGUUUGGCGGUGGCUCAAUGCUACCUAGCCUUUGGUAUAUCCUUCUUCUUGUCCGUGAAUCUGCCGAGCCAGAGCACUGCCACCGUCACAAUCAUGCUUCUGCUAGUGGUGGCACAGCUGUGUUCUGGCGUGGACUUAAUCGCUUUUGGAGAUGUUCAUGCAGCCUUACGCGGGGUAGGUUGGGUGAUUUUCAUGUUGUCACCAUCGUUCUACACUGUGGAGCGAAUCUUGCCCAUCCUCCUCAAUGACGGUUGCACGGAACCUGUGCGACGUGCCGUUUGUGACGGCGUUCUUCAGAAGAAAGGUGUGAGCCACUUGGCCUCAAUGAAGAAAUCUCUUAGAGAAGUCUGGAGGAUUCUGGAGGAUGUUCUGAGCGGUUCCGACUUGGGAGUGUUUCCUUAUCGAAACAGAAGUUGGGGAACAACCGUUUCAUUGGGAUAG